AUGGGCUCUUUACGCGCCGCCCAGUUCCUACUACUCGCUGCGUAUUUUCCCCCAGCCUCCCUGGCCCGGGACCAGCAGCAGAUCAUCGCCUACCCAUACCCGGCGACAGAAUGGAUCGAAGGCAGUGGCGCCCACGGCACGAGCCUGGGAAAGGAGGCUUUCAUCAGCGCUCUCGUCUCGAAUAUGACCAUUGAGGACCUCGUUCAGCAGCUCAACCUCCAGAAGGCUCGCCUCAAGGUGCCCCUGAUGCACUUUGGCGAAUGCCUCCAUGGAGUUGGCUCGUUCAAGCAGUCAUUGUUUCCCCAAAGCCUGGGGCUCUCCGCAACCUGGGACACAGGCCUAGUUCACCGUGUAGGGCGCGCGAUCGGCACCGAAGCAAGAUCGAUCGGCAUCCACGCCUGCUUUUCUCCCGUGCUCGACCUCGGGCUGGAUCCGCGAUGGGGACGGAUGCAAGAAGCGUGGGGCGAGGACAAAAUCCUGACAUCGCACAUGGGCGUCGCAUACUCGUCCGGGCUGUCAAAGAACAGCUCCUGGUCCGACCCCGACGCCGUGGUGCCCGUCAUGAAACACUUCGCGGCGCAUGGGUCCCCUCAGGCUGGUCACAACGCGGGUCCGUUCAUGGGACAUGGCAAUCGCCAGGUCUUCCAGGACCUUCUGACCCCCUUCAAGGCCGCGGUCCAGCUUGGGGGUGUUCGAGGUGUGAUGAUGGCGUACAACGAGUUUGACGAUAUACCUGCUCAUGUCAACCCCAAGCUGUACGACGCGCUCAACGAGAUGGGAUUCAAUGGCUUUGUCAUAGCCGAUGACACAGGAAUGAACGACAUUUAUACCCAGCACGCGGUUGCCGACUCACCAGCUGAUGCCAUCAGACAAUGGUACAACGCAGGCGGGAUGGUCCAGUUCUACGACUGGCCGCUGGAGCUUCUGCUGAACGCAACAAAAGAUCUUGUCGCCAACGGCUCGCUGGAACUUUCAACCGUCCGGUCGCGAGUGCAGUCUGUGCUGGGAGUCAAGUGGGACCUCGGCCUCUUUGACGAUCCUUUCGUCUCACCGGCCACUGACCCUGCUCAAAUAGUGAACAGCAACAAGAACUCGACGCUGGAGGCUGCCCAGAAAAGCAUCGUUCUGCUAGAAAAUCGAAAUUCGACACUACCAUUAAAACCAAGCGAGCAGAGCAUCAAAAAUAUUGCCCUCGUUGGUCCUUUCGCUGACAUCCUGAAUUAUGGCGACUAUUCUGGUCAAUGGGGAGAGUAUCCGGCCGACGGCGCCAAAACAGUUCGUCAGGCCAUACUAUCGUACAGCCAAGACCCGGAUGCCCCUUUCAAUCUGGUCUCUAGCUGGGGUUCAAACACUUGGGAGUAUAACGCACAACAUGUUAUCCCGCCAUACCUUCUUUCAGCCCCCAACGGCACAGUUGGUGGCUUGCAAGCGACAUACUGUGCAGACACCAACUUCAGCGAGCCCUUGGUCACCAAGUUGGAGAAUCCUGCGCUUGACUGGGGACUCUACCCUCCCCCGGGUCUGCCAUCCAACAAUUUCAGUGCCAUCUGGGAGGGCACUCUGACAUCACCAGUCGACGUUGAUGUGGACGGAUGGAUCGGUGUUGCCGUCGGUGCGAACAGCACGUACAAGCUCUACGUUGAUGGCGAGCUCACCACGUCAAGAGGCUUCCCACUGACCACUGAGGGUAACAUACUGGGCAACAUCCAACAAUUCACUUACACCCAAGCAAACAGCACCCUGCCUCCCGAAGGCGCGGCUGCUUUCACAUUCAGGAAAGGGGAAACACAUGACAUCCGAAUCGAGUUCCAAGCCUUCAAUCUCUACAAAAAGAUCGAAAACUUCGUCUCCCUCAACUCGCAGCUCCUGCUUUUCUGGAACCUGGUCAGCAGCAAUCCUGCCAACGAUGCCAUCUCGCAGGCCGUCUCAGUCGCCGACUCCGCAGACGUGAUCAUUCUCGCCGUGGGCGCGGCAUGGAACAGCGACGGCGAAAGCGGCGACCGAGCCACCCUAGGACUCGCCCCGAGCCAGGACGCGCUGGCGAAGGCCAUCUACGCCCUAGGCAAGCCAGUCGUUCUCGUCCUACAAGGUGGAAGACCAUUUGCGAUCCCAGACUACUACAACCAGAGCGCCGCGGUCUUGAGCGCCUGGUUCCCCGGCCAGAGCGGCGGGCAGGCCAUCGCUGACGUGCUGUUUGGGGGAGUCAACCCGGGCGGGAGGCUGCCGGUGAGCGUGCCGAAGCAUGUGGGCCAGGUGCCGAUUAAUUACAAUUACAAGAGCCUCGGGCGGAAGAUCAAAUACCUCGACCUGGACUCCCAACCCGCUUAUCCAUUUGGGUAUGGUCUGUCGUAUACGGAUUUCCAGAUUUCGGGGUUCGAAGCGAGCAGUGGUCCAGCGGCUUCGAGGGCCGUGGGGGCAUCGAGUCAAAACACGUUCACAUCUGGAGACACCAUCAGCUUCUCAGUCAGCGUCAGGAACAAUGGCACCGUCGACGGUAGCUAUGUUGCGCAGGUAUACCUCCUCGGGCGAACCUCAAGCAUUGUGCAGCCGGUUAAACAGCUCGUGGCAUUCCAGAGGGUGUAUCUUGGCGUAGGAGAGGGGACGACCGUGAACAUGGACCUGGAUGUUGAUCGUUAUCUGACCAUCAUCAACCGGUGGGAUGAGUGGGAGCUGGAGAAAGGCGAGUACACUUUUGCUCUGCUUGAGCAUGGUGGAGACGCAGCGGACACGGGCUUGAACGUCACGAUGAGGAGCGUGUAA
This is a messenger RNA of Diaporthe citri, 2760 nucleotides long. RefSeq lists its product as uncharacterized. The transcript has 2 exons. Gene Ontology annotation, molecular function: xylan 1,4-beta-xylosidase activity; alpha-L-arabinofuranosidase activity. Gene Ontology annotation, cellular component: plant-type cell wall. The record is from RefSeq and is a predicted model, not a curated record. NCBI's taxonomy places the organism in Eukaryota, Fungi, Ascomycota, Sordariomycetes, Diaporthales, Diaporthaceae. Gene Ontology annotation, biological process: xylan catabolic process; arabinan catabolic process. Bases 1 to 2760 code for a protein of 919 amino acids.